GCAGCCCCCUUCCUCCCUCCUCCCCCUCGCUCGGUGCAGUUGCUGGUUCCAGAUCAGCAGGCAGCGGAAGGAGGAGGAUGGAGAACCCAGAGAACAAAUAAGUCUUCUCCAAUCCUCCACCAGCAGGUUCUCAAGCAUACAUGGCUCACGGAAAAUGAUUGAGAUGCUUCACCUCACAGGGCUGAAUACCAGACUGCCUUCCUCUAUCAAGAGAUAGCCAGCCUGCAGGAUGGAGCCCCAGGUGGAAUGACACGCCAUCUUUCCCCUUCGGGUUUCACACCAACGUUUAACAAAGAAAAUGUUCUGGAACGGUGGAUACAUUUUUCUAGCCCUGGCGUCUCUUAUCGCUUCUUGUUCUGCCGGGGUGUCGUCGUUGGACACGGAUGGAAACCGCACAGAAAAUACUAACGUGACAGAAGGCAUCGGCUUCCUCCCAGUGGUGUUCACCAAAGUGAGCCAGAUCAUCGCCAGAGAGCGGACCUGUGUGGUGAUUGAUUGCAACGUCACCGGAGACCCAUUCCCCACCGUCGAUUGGUUCAACUCCCAUGGGGAGCGCCUGGACACGCAGGCGAGCGGGGGGAAGUGGUGGCUGCUGGACAACGGCGUCCUCAACAUCACCAGCAUCAAAUUUUCCGACAGAGGCAAAUACACCUGCAUGGCCACCAACAUCCACGGCACCUCCAACGCCACAGUGACGCUGCGGGUGGUCCUAACCAACGACGACAUGGGCGUGUACUACAUGGUGGUGUGUCUGGUCACCUUCACCAUCAUCAUGAUCCUGAACGUCACGCGCCUCUGCAUGAUGAGCAGCCACCUGAAGAAGACGGAGAAAGCCAUCAACGAGUUCUUCCGCACGGAGGGCGCUGAGAAGCUGCAGAAGGCUUUCGAGAUCGCCAAGAGGAUCCCCAUCAUCACCUCGGCCAAGACGCUGGAGCUGGCCAAGGUGACCCAGUUCAAGACCAUGGAGUUCGCUCGCUACAUCGAGGAGCUGGCCCGCAGCAUCCCGCUGCCGCCGCUCAUCAUGAACUGCCGCACCUUCAUGGAGGAGAUCCUGGAGGUGGUCGGGGUGGAGGAGAUGAGGCACACCUUCGUCAGGCACGCUCCCGAAUGGCGGCGCGACGCGCACGGCUGGAUACCCUCCAUCGGGAUGCGGGACGUCUUCACUCUGCUGCAGCUGAGGGAGAGAGAGUGCAGCGAGUCCCCCGCCGCCGAUUCGGACAGCUCCUCCCUUCACGAGCAGCCUCACCACAUCGCCAUCCAGGCGUCCGUGCACCCCCCCCUGGACGACGACGCUCUCCAGCAGCCCUCCCCAUCUCCCUCCCCUCCGACCUCCCCCAUCCUGCUGACCCCAGCGCCCCUGAAGGAGCUGCUGGAGGCUCCAGUGGAUGAGCAGAGUGUCAGCAGCAGCAGCAGCAGCCCUCCCUGUCAGGUGUUCUAUGAAAGCCAUGUGUGAGUGAACCAGGAGCAGCGCUCCGACACGCCGCUAUGCAUCUCUACCUAAAGACUAAAAGCUCCAUCACACACCCAACCAAACAAUCAUCUUUUUAUUGGCUGUUAUCUCUUAGGUUCCUUUGACAUUUCAUGAAGGCGCAAGAAUCAGAGGCUUUUUAGACACUUUUCACUUUGGAUUUUCAUGCUUGAAUGUACACAAGAGGUAGUAAUAAAUAUGUAAUAAGCAGAGAAUUGUAUCAGACGAUGUUAUUUAAGGGGAAGCGAAGAGGAUUUCUCCAGCUUUUAGUUUCUUAGAUUCUUCAGGUUUUUGCAUUUUGCCUCAUUCACUCGAGGAUUCUCAGCCGCUCUGCGUAACCACAGCUGAUUGUACACGCUUCUGCAAACAAACAUGGAGGAUCUGUGAUCAUACAGUCCUACUUAGAGACACACCCUGUGCAGCUUGUUUCUUUAGGAUAUUUUAUUUCUAGAUUAUUAGAAUGUUCCUUCAUGUGCUGUGGUUCAAAUUCUCCUUAGGCAGGUUGUUUUUCUUUCCUUCUCAUUCAGUGUUUUUGUUUUAUAAUCCAACUCAGUGAUCUUAGCUCUGUCAUUCGUCUGCAGAGGCUUUGCUGUAAACUUGCAUGUUGACGUGGACAGUUAGCUAUAAGACAAUGGACAUUAGUUCCUGGACGUAAAGGAGCUGUAGUGUUUUUUUCCGUCGCUUGCCUGAAGCUCCAGUCUCUCGCUAAGACUAGCUGUUGUGCUUUUGCUGGUGCUCUUCAGGUCUCUGUUACUUUUUUUUCCUUUUCUGUUGUAAUAUCAAAUAAAACUGCUGUGCUCUGCGAUAAACAAAAGAACAA
Cyprinodon tularosa is the source of this 2288-nucleotide messenger RNA. RefSeq names its product microfibril associated protein 3 like (gene mfap3l). Bases 299 to 1453 code for a protein of 384 amino acids. NCBI's taxonomy places the organism in Eukaryota, Metazoa, Chordata, Actinopteri, Cyprinodontiformes, Cyprinodontidae. The record is from RefSeq and is a predicted model, not a curated record. The transcript is spliced from 3 exons.